AUGCCAGUGUUGGCAUAUACGCAGACCAUGAUUAGCCCUCCGCCUCCAGGACCAUGCUCGAAAGCAUCCAGCACUGCACCACAUAUUCAACGACCGUCACAUCUGAAUGGGGAGAACUCCAACCGUAGAAGAAACCCGCCGAUUCAGGAGAAUUCCAACCGUAGACAUGACCCGUCGGAGGACGAGAACCCCAACCGCGAAAGGGACCCAUCGGAGGAGGAGAAUCCUAACCGCAGAAGAGACGCCGAGAGCCCACCACCCACGACACGCACCGGUACCACCGUACGGAGGAGGAAACGUGACAGAUUAAAGAGAUUCUUCCGACGAUUGCUCUUCCCCAUUCCCUCUUCGAAGCCCCGCAUGAAGUCCUUGAGUUCGAGAAAGAAGAGCAGGUCGAACCCCUUCUACCAGACGCCCAACUCUUCCUCAACUGGAAGCAUCUGCCAGGAGCCCGAUCGCAACGCAAGCUUCUCCACUCUCAACAGCCUUGAGAGACUCGAGGUAGAGAUUGAGGUCAAGCGCCGGAAACGCGAAGCAAAGAUGGCAGCAAAGUACGCGACUACCUCGUUACCUCAAAGCUCACAGUGCGCGCCACUGAUCGAGACGCCAGGCGCGACAAGAGUGAGCGUCGAAGAGCCAGCCGCGAAGCCAGCAGAGCCAACAGAGGGGCAGGCAGAGGCAUCGACAGCACCGACUGACGGACCAAAGCCACAGGGUGCUGGACCGAAAACGCAGACUACUUCCCAGCAUCUUACAGCGGACUCUUAA
Fulvia fulva is the source of this 768-nucleotide messenger RNA. RefSeq lists its product as uncharacterized. NCBI's taxonomy places the organism in Eukaryota, Fungi, Ascomycota, Dothideomycetes, Mycosphaerellales, Mycosphaerellaceae. The transcript has 3 exons. The coding region runs from base 1 to 768 and encodes 255 amino acids. The record is from RefSeq and is a predicted model, not a curated record.